This is a messenger RNA of Formica exsecta, 2172 nucleotides long. RefSeq lists its product as uncharacterized. The transcript is spliced from 3 exons. The record is from RefSeq and is a predicted model, not a curated record. The coding region runs from base 22 to 495 and encodes 157 amino acids. Gene Ontology annotation, cellular component: endoplasmic reticulum membrane; dolichol-phosphate-mannose synthase complex. Gene Ontology annotation, biological process: GPI anchor biosynthetic process. NCBI's taxonomy places the organism in Eukaryota, Metazoa, Arthropoda, Insecta, Hymenoptera, Formicidae.
UAAUAUUUUUUUUAUUCAUUAAUGAUUAUAUAUAUAUAUAUAUAUAUAAUUUAUUUGACAUUUGUUUUAAUUGGUAAAGCCGUGCAAUCUCAACCUUCGAUGAAUAAGUUUUACGUUUCUCGCACGAGUUACACUCUCUUGUGUCAUUUCUUACCUCUAUGGUGCGUGCACAAGUCUGAGCUUUUUAAGGUUACGAUUGAGAAAAUGACAAAACUGUUGGAGUGGUUAUCAUGUGCAACUGUGAUUUUUAGUAUCUGGUUUGCUACGAUCACAAGCAGCUCUACUUUUGUUAAGGAAUGGCAUGAAAUAAUACUUUUUCUUCCAAUCAUUUGCUUGUUUCUCUUUGGUUUGUACGCGGCUACCGUCGUUCUGUACAGAGUAUUCACCUUCAACACCUGCGACAGUGCAGCCAUCGAACUUCAACAACAAAUAGAGGAAGCUACAAAGGAUCUUCAGAGCAAAGGUGUAAUAUUAUCAAAAGAGGCUUCAACUUAAAACUUGUAUAAAUAAAAUUUAAAAUAUUACAAAUUUUCUACUCUAUAUAUCUGUAUGUAUUAUAUUUUAUCUUUAUUCGUAAAAUGAUAAUGUAAUAGAAAUAAAAUUAUGAUAUUUAUUUUAUAUAUGUAUGACUAAAAAGAGAGAAAGAGAAAGAAUAUCUGCAUCUUUCCUAAAAAUUAUUUUUAGACAAUAAUACAACGUACUAAGUUAUAUUAAAUAAAAUCUUAAUUUAUUCAUUUAUGCUAUGUAUUACAAGUAUGUUGAGCACACAACCGAGCAUUCUUUUUUUUAACAGCAUUGUUUUCUAUUAACUUCAUAUUUCUAAAAAAAUGAAGAAUAAAAUUUAAUUCAGUGUAAUAGAUUGGUAAAUUUUAUGCAUUGUUAUUAAAAAUUCUUCAACAAAUAAUUUUUCACUUUACUAUUAUCUUUUUACUAAGUAUAAGAGCAAUGGAAUUUUUUUUAAAUAUUUAUUAUCAUUUUAAUGAUAUUAAUAAGUAACUGUAUAGAGAGAGAGAAUACAAAUUCAAGGAUUCAGAAUUUCCUGUAACAUGCAUAAGUACGUACAUACGUAUGUAUGUAAUAUUAUGCAAUGCGCAUAAGUCUAAUAAUUAGUCUUUUAUUAUACAAAAAAAACCGCAUAAUAUCGCUUGCUAUUUUAUGCUGCAAAAAAAAGUAAAAUUACACAUCAUAUUUGGAAUACAAUCUAUAAUAUUAUACCACAUUUUAGCGCGCUUUUUAAUAGAAUUCCAACAUAAUGUAUAUAACAAUUAAUAUUCAAGUGCUUAUAAUUUCGAGAGUACUAUCAAUAGAUAUGUAGUGUUCUAUAGUUGUUUUAUUUAAUUUAUUUAUUCCAAUCAAUUUGUGUGUGGUAAGCAAACAAAACUCCUUACUAUUAGCAAGAACUUAAUAAUGUGAUAUUUACAUAUCAAAUUAUAAUUUUUGAGAUCUAGAAAUUGAUUAAGAACAAAAUUAUAUAUAUGGCAGGCUAUUUUUUUUAUAAUACGCUCUUAGUUUACCAGAUUGUAAUACAUGCAAGAGAGCUUUUAAAUCAAUUUUUGAAUAUUAUCAUUUAAAAGUAGAUCUCUUUGUACAUACAUACAUAAAUACGGAUAUACGCAAGUACACAUACAUAAACGGAUGCACUCUAUAAUUUUUAUAUCAGAAAGCCGAAUAAAUGUACAAAGUGUACUUAUUAUAUCUAUUUGUAGAUGUGUUUAGACAUGUAUAAAACAUAUCUAUAACAUGAGAGUGAAUAUAUCUCUUCAAUUUAUAUAUUUGCGACCCUCAAUAUAUAUAUAUAUAUGAUACACACAUAUAUAUAAUAUAUUGAAAUAUAUAUGCAUAUAUAUAUAUGUAUACAUAUAACUACUGCAAGAUAUACUUUUGCAGAAUAUUCCAUACAACAGUAGGCUUUCUCAUAUAAAAACAAAAUUAUAUUGCUCCAUAUAUAUUUUAAGAAACAUAGAGCAUUCAUAGGCUGUAUAAGGAUGGAUUUUAUAAUACCGUUUGCUGUAAGCAAUAAUUCUUUCUCUCAUAAAAAUGUGUUAUAUUAUGUUAAAUGAAAAUGUUUUUAAAAGUAUGAAACAAGAGAGUCGGUAUACGUAAUAUUACGGUAUGCGUGCUUAUCUUAGAUUCAGUCGCUUACCAAACACACCAAGGGUUUUAUCUACACAA